AUGAAAGAAGAGAUACUAUUGCUGCAUAAACCUUACUAUCCAAAGUUCCAUGUUCAAGUGCUUUUCAAGUCCAGGUUGCUCAUCAAUUGUCCGCUCACCGUCAUGACAGUUCCCACCACACAAUCUGCCUUUGAUAGAACCUGCCAAACCUUCCUUUCGCACUCAAAAAAGAUUGGCGAUACUUGGCGCUGGGUAACGCCUGGCGCGUAUUUGGCCAAGACUGUUUGGGUGGUGGAUAACAGCAAUGAGGAGACUGCGAGCAAAGAUGAAGAGUCAGCCUUGCAUGAACCCUCCGACCCGGCAAUACUCUCACCAGCAAAGCCAGGCAUUACGCUGGAAUUCCACGUCAUCUAUUCAACCACAUACGCAUGCCCUGUUCUCUAUUUCUGUGGCCACACCUCUGCCGGAACAGGGCUCUCUCUGGAGGAUAUCCGACAGACUGUGAAGGGGCAUAUGCCAGAUUUAGAUGAACAAAAGAGGACGGAGUAUGACAUGCCUGUUGUUUCACAAAAGGAUCACCCAAUAUUAGGGAUUCCCUUCUACUUCAUUCAUCCAUGUCAUACAGCAGACGUGACAGCAGAAAUGCUCGAGGCAUGUGAUUCAGAUGCCAAUUACUUCGUUUUCUGGCUAAGUCUGGUUGGACAGUUGUUUUCUCCCUUGAGGUUGGUUGAGGUCGGGUAUGUUACCUCUGAGACUUGCUGUAGGUAGGCCACACAACACAGAUAAAGUACCAUUGCAUAUACUUUCCAUAAAUGCUGCACGGGACAACAACACCAUGCUAAAAACUCAAUAAAUUAAUCAUAAAGGCCAGAAUUAUGUACAAAACGCGUAUCCACAUGCAAUAACGAAAUCCACCAUAUCAAUCACAUAAGAUUCCAUCGUUUCAAAACCGCAAUAAUGACAUCCUUGGUAAACGGUUUUCCAACUGCUUCGUCAGCACCGACUUCUCGCAGCUGUUCUUCGGCCUCUGCGUUGCCCACCACCUGAUUGGCCGUUGUGAUAACCACUGGAGUUC
Molecule: messenger RNA, 1015 nt
Organism: Spizellomyces punctatus DAOM BR117
Lineage: Eukaryota; Fungi; Chytridiomycota; Chytridiomycetes; Spizellomycetales; Spizellomycetaceae
Exons: 5
Coding region: 1-708 (235 amino acids)
Biological process (GO): protein modification by small protein conjugation; protein lipidation; macroautophagy
Cellular component (GO): intracellular anatomical structure
Molecular function (GO): Atg12 transferase activity
Source: RefSeq, a predicted model, not a curated record